UUUGUAGGAAAAGACCCUUCAGUCUCCUAAUAACCACGCUUCUCAGUUGCCAUUAAAAUCAUCAGACCAGGGGGAGGAAACCCCUUCUGUCUCGUGUCUCUCCAUUAUCGUUGGAAUACCCUCUCUUACGACGCCAUAUUCCAUUUGAAGUUCCCAUUUCCAGUUCGCCACGCGCCACCCAGCAGAUACUCUCUCUAGCCCGUGCUCUCUGGCUUCGCUUCGAUCUGAUUUUCAUGUGAACUUCUUGGUGGUGUCUGGCUGUGGCCGUUGUUGCUCGUGGCCGUUUUUGUAGUAUCUGGCAAUGGGUGACAUGCGAGGAUUUGUGGGUAGCGGAGGAUCCUCGGAGCAUGAAAGGGAUGAACAGAUACUGAUGCCUAAAGCAGAAACCUUGGAUUUUGACUUGCCAUGUGAUACCACAUACUCUCAGCAGUUUGGUGACAAUGCGGCUAGUUCUUCUGGAAGUAAUGUGAGGUCACUGCUGAUUGAGAUGGGAUUUCAGCCAUCUCUUAUUCAGAAAGCAAUCGAAGAAAAAGGUGAAGAUGAUAUUGACUUAUUACUAGAGACUCUCAUGAAGGAAUCUGUAGUAAAGCAUCCUGGAAAGAGUAUGGAUGGGCUUAUUAGACCCAAACAGGAACCUGGGGUUGCUCAUGAGGAUGAAGACAGAAGAAUGGCGUUACUAACAAUGAGCUUUCCAGAAAAUUUGGUCGACUUAGCUAUAGAUAAGCUUGGUAAAGAUGCACCAAUUGAUGAGAUGGUUGAUUUCAUUAUUGCUGCCCAGUUAGCUGAAAAAUUAGAGGAAGAAUCAGACCAAAGUUGUGAAGAAGAACCUGAUGUAGUACCUGUUGCUGGUGGUGCUGCUGCUGCUAAGAGACCUGAGGUUUCUGAUGAAUUCUUAUUCGAGACAAUGGGCAAAACUUUGCAUUUGCUGGAAAUGGGAUUCACUGAUCAUGAAAUUUCAUUAGCUGUUGACAAGCUAGGCUCGAAAGGUCAGAUUUCUGAGCUUGCUGAGAUGAUUGUUACUGGUGAAGUUCCUGGUGACCCUGAAGAGAUAGAAGAGAAAGUUUCUGGGCCUCUUGCGGGGAAUGAUGCACGUCCUUCAAAGAAUUGGAGAUUUCUUGGUGCGGAGAGGAAAGAUGAUCGGGGGAGUUCCUCAACUGGCAAAGUGAAUAUAAAGCCAGACAGUGGUUGUGGUUCUCUUCCUUCCCAGAACAUUGGCUCUGUGGAGGAAACCUCAAGAGGUAAAAGACUGAAAGAUGAGGAUGGAGAUGCCUAUCCAGAGGCAUAUACCGAUUUUGAUGAUAGAGGGAAACGACUAAGACCAGAUUAUAUGGGAAGCUCGAGUUCAUUUUUUGAAACCCCGUGGAUGGAAGAGAAUAUCGAGUCAAAAGAAGACGCAUAUGACAUUCCAAAAGCAUUGCAGCCACGCUUAUCUCAGACUCUUGACCCAGGGGUGGCAAGGAGCCCAUAUUUCUUCUACGGGAAUUUCGCAAAUACUUCUCCUCACUGGUGGUCUAAGAUCUCAAAAUGUGUUACGCGGAAAGAGGGGUAUGUCCACAAUCUUCCCACAGAGAAUCGAUUCCAUAUCCUCCCAAAGCCGGUUACAUCGAUGCAAGAUGCACUGCCGCAAUUGAAGAGUUGGUGGCCAUCCUGGGAUAUCCGGAAGCAUUUUAAUGGAAUCUGUUCCAGUACAGGCAGAGAAUCUCAGCUUUGUGACCGACUUGGACACCUUCUCGCUGAAUCAAGGGGAAUUCCUUCUGAACAGCAACGGAAACUGAUCCUUCAUCAAGGUUAUGCCUCAAACCUGAUAUGGAUCGCCCCAAGAAUCCUCUCACCUAUGGAGCCUGAACAUCUAGAGCGCAUCCUGGGAUAUCCCUCUAGCCACACGGAUAUCAGUGGAACUCGGUCUGCAGAAAGAUUGAAAUUGUUUGAAUACUGCUUCCAAACAGACACAGUGGGUUACCAUCUAUCUGUGCUCAAGGGCAUGUUUCCUACCGGGAUAACGGUGUUAUCAAUCUUUAGUGGGAUCGGUGGUGCAGAAGUUGCAUUGGACCGGCUUGGCAUCAAACUUAAAGGGGUUGUCUCAGUGGAGCCAUGUGGAUUGAGCCGUAGCAUCCUGAAGAAAUGGUGGCAGAGAUCAGGACAACCUGGGGAGCUUGUACAGAUUGAAGAAAUACAGAGCCUAAAGACCAAGAAGCUGGAGACUCUGGUGGAGAGGUUUGGCGGGUUUGACCUCAUCAUCUGUCAAAACCCUCCGACUCCACCUGAUUUAUCUAAAGAACACUCUGAAAGAAUACCUCUCGAAUUUGAAGACUUCUCUCUGUUCACUCAGUUUGUUCGUGUUUUGGAGCGUGUAAGGGAUAUGACAGCUACAAGCUGACUCUUUUCUCCCCGAAAAACCCAAUGUAUCACUGUCUCGUCAGAAGAUGGGAUAUGGGCGGGGGCUGUUCAGAGCAAACCCAGUGCUGGAAUGGAGAUGGGAUUGGUAUGUUACCAUUUUGAUGUUGUAUCAUGAUAUGUAUUAUGUGUAUAUAAUGAAGUCGUUGUUGGCCUUUUCACUUUGGAGUUGAAUUCUCAGACAGUACUACUAGACUAGACUAGGUCUCCUGUUUACGUUUCUGUUC
Messenger RNA from Tarenaya hassleriana, 2621 nucleotides. Its product is annotated as DNA (cytosine-5)-methyltransferase DRM1. The record is from RefSeq and is a predicted model, not a curated record. Gene Ontology annotation, cellular component: nucleus. The coding region runs from base 302 to 2377 and encodes 691 amino acids. The transcript is spliced from 13 exons. NCBI's taxonomy places the organism in Eukaryota, Viridiplantae, Streptophyta, Magnoliopsida, Brassicales, Cleomaceae.